Molecule: messenger RNA, 1131 nt
Organism: Blastomyces gilchristii SLH14081
Lineage: Eukaryota; Fungi; Ascomycota; Eurotiomycetes; Onygenales; Ajellomycetaceae
Exons: 2
Coding region: 575-964 (129 amino acids)
Source: RefSeq, a predicted model, not a curated record
UUUCAUAGCUUCUGUUUUUCCCUCUUUCUUUCUUUCUCGUUGCUUUUCCUUCAUGCUUGAUUAAAUUGAGGUACAGGUACGACGUACAUACUAUGUAAUACUAAUGUACAAGUACAUGUACAGUACUUCGGAAUAAAGCGAGUCAGUCCAUUGGGGUAUUCCAGCGACUCGUGGCCAUAUCCAGGAAGCAAUUGUGUUGUGAACAGAGCUUCAGAGUGUGGCUGGCCGAGAUAGUUACGUUACCUUGCGGAGUAGUUAUUUAAUCCGACCGACCGCGGAAACGGGGGAAGAGACAGGGAGCGCGGGAAGUAGUUAUUUAUUAGUUAUUUACAGCUCGCAAUUUAAAGAAUCUCUGCUGCUGCAGGGAAAACGAGCCGAUCCCUGGCUAUGCUCGUGUUGAAAUGAUCUGUCUGUCCUCCGUACGUACUCCAAUAUGCCUCCGCGGGAUCCUGAUUUGGGCUUUGUAUUGUGGUCAUCUAUUAUAUUCCAGAUCUCUUGGUUGUUGCGGGCCAGCAAGCUGUUCUUUGUUUGAUUGUUGUAGCUUGUUUAAAUACUCAAACAUCAAUUCCUUGAAAUGAAUGCCUUGAUGCAAAAACACGACACAGCAAACAAUAAUAAACAACGGAGGGACGGAUACAUAUUUAAACGCCAUCAGAAAAGGCCAAGUGUUGAGAUCAGAUCUAUUGCUUCAAUCACUCCCAUCCUAACUCUUCUCAAUCCAAAACCAAAAGAUGAUCCCAUCACUGCUGUCUCUCACUGCUCUCACUGCUCCUCUCCUCCACCUCCUCCUCCUCCUCCACCUCCUCCUUGCUCACUUGUCAACCGCCACGCUGCUACUACACCCAAUACCACAGCCAUCGAAACCCCAAUGCUCCCAGUACUACGAACCCCUCUGCUGCCGCAACUCCUUCCCCCAGAUGUAUCCCAAGAAUGCCGUCUGGGCGUAUAUGUGCCGGGAUCCUGAGGGCGGAUCAUGCCUCCCAACGAUUGAGGAACCGCUGUGCUGUCCGCCAGGUGUAAGUUCUCAAAUCUGGAAGUGGAAAAGUUCCCAUCAUUUUCCCCAUCCUUCUCCUCUGUAACCACUAGACCAUCCCCUGCGAAUGAGGAAGAGGAGGGGGGGGGGGGGGGGGG